AUGGCGAUCACGUCAUCGCCCAUGCUGUCGCUGCUCCUUCUCGCGUUGCUGUGCCAUUCCUCUCCGUCCGCGGCGCAGGAUCACGGCGCCGUCAUCAACAUCUCGGCCGUCGAGGCGGCCGUCCGCGACCGCGCGUUCGAGCUGCUCCGCCGCACCAACCAGCUCGUCGCCGUCGCGCCCCUCCCGGACCACGUCUCAGCUUCCGCCGGCGCCGAGGUCGAGGCCUCGGCGCUGCGCGUGCGGAGCAACUCCCUCUGGGCCGACGGCGUCAACGAGACCGGCGCCACCGCGGGGUUCACCGUCCCGCCGCGCGUCGUGCCGGCCCCGUUCGCCCGCCGCGUCGACGUCGUCUUCCUGCGCUUCCUCCUCCCCGACGGCGCCGCGCUCUUCGUCGCGCCGCCAGGGUACGCGCUGGCGGCCCCCGUGGUCGCGCUGCUCGCGUACGACGUGUCUUCCGGGCCCAACGGCAGCGAGGUCGCGCUCCGGGCGCUCGGCGCGCCGGUGCGCGUCGAGUUCGGGAACCUCUCGCUCUCGUCGUCGGUCAACGCCACGGAGGCGCCGAGGUGCGUCACCUUCGCGGCGGCCAGCGGGAAGGCCGUGGCCACGCACGCCAUGGCGUCGGCGACCGAGUGCACGGUGACCGGCACGGGGCACUACGGCGUUGCUGUGCGGCUGGAGGUGCCGCCGCCUCCGACGCCGACGCCUGCGGCGGUGAGGCAGCGGUGGUGGGCGUGGACGGUGGUCGCAGGCGCCGGCGGGGUUGUGGCCGUGAGCUUCUUGGCGGUCACCGUGGCCGGAGCGGUGCGGUGGAGCAGGAGGCGCAGGAGGGAGGAGAUGGAGCUGCGGGCACUGGCGGGCGAGGAUCUGGGGCGGAUGGCAGUGCGAGGGAGCAGGAUGCCGUCGGCGAAGAUGGUGCGGACACGGCCUGAGAUGGAGGAAGGCAGCCCGCUGCCCUGGCGGCGCUAG
Lolium rigidum is the source of this 966-nucleotide messenger RNA. RefSeq lists its product as uncharacterized. Gene Ontology annotation, cellular component: membrane. The record is from RefSeq and is a predicted model, not a curated record. The transcript has a single exon. NCBI's taxonomy places the organism in Eukaryota, Viridiplantae, Streptophyta, Magnoliopsida, Poales, Poaceae. The coding region runs from base 1 to 966 and encodes 321 amino acids.